AUGCUGAUAUUCUAUGGGUCUUAUGGAACUGCAAAUUGUACGGCACAAGCAGGUGUGACUUGGGAUGAGUGUAUUGAUUUGUGUUAUGAAAGUUCGGAUUGCUAUGUGAGUCUUAUUGUCAGCCUUUAGGAUAAAUUCUGAUAUCGACUAGCCCGAAAAAAAUUCUGAAUGAGCUUUUUUCUUGUAGUCUGCGUAUUCGACUUCAGCCUCAACUUGUAAUUUUUGUGGAUUUGGAGGAUUGAAAACAAUAGUGUUUUCAAGUUCUGAAACGACUACAAUUAUUGCAGUCAAGGUACUAAAUGAAUAGAUCAAAAAUGUGACGGAUACCUAACAAACUUUUCAGAGCGAUGAAACAACUUGUCCAGCUAGUCAAAAUCUAACCACCGAAUACAUCAAUAAAGUUAGAGUUUGUAUAUCCGGAUUGAUAAAACUCACUCGUACAAGCACCGCAAUUUGUGUUCAGCGUCUUUUCUACAACAUAUUUUUAAAUCAAACUUUUUCAACUCAAGUGUGUGCAGCUUACAGACCUACAGGAACAGUUAUUGGACUUCAAUCAGAUGCUGAAAGAUCACAGCUUUCUCCUAUGAAUCCCACUUAUGGAAACAUGAGUAUCUGGAUUGCGUUGGAAAAACAAAGUGGAAGUUUUGUUUGGACAGAUCCGUGGUUGACCGGAAACGGAAGUAUUUCUUGGGCUUCUGGACAUCCAAUAACUGGUUAUAAUUGUGCAACUUUGCAAGUUGGAACUGCUCUUAUACAAAGUAUCAGGUGAAUUAUAAGUUAGCGGAACUUGAAACAUAAAAUAAUACGUUCGAAGUUUCAGUUGUGGUGGAACGAGUUGUGGUGGAGCUACUUAUUGUCAAAGAGGAAUACUUUGUGCUUGGGCUAUUGAAUAA
Messenger RNA from Caenorhabditis angaria, 893 nucleotides. NCBI's taxonomy places the organism in Eukaryota, Metazoa, Nematoda, Chromadorea, Rhabditida, Rhabditidae. The record is from the annotation of a GenBank genome assembly.